GCCGUAACCGGCCUUGACCCUCGAAUGGACAUGUACACAAGAAGGUAGCGGAGCCUGGAAAAUAAUAAUGUCAGCGCUUUUUAAACCAUUUUCACGGCUAUUGCCGCGAGUGACAAGUAUCGGUUCGCGUCGUUCUUUUUUUAUUUAUUCACCAGAUGCACUCAGUCCUCAACAUGAUCGCGAACCGGCGAAGAAAUGUGCCGAAGAAGCUGUCCAAGCGAUUCAGUCAGGUCACAAAAUAUUUGUCCAUGGAUGUGCUGCAACACCAAACUACCUUCUGUCAGUGCUGGCUGACUAUGGAAAGAAAGCCGCUUUAAAAGAUGUUGAGUUAAUACAUAUACCAACUGUCGGUCCUGCAACUUACACUGAACCAGAGUAUGAAGGUAUUUUUCGAUCAAAGUCGCUGUUCAUUGGAGCAAACUGUAGGAAGGCCAUAGCUGAGGGACGAGCAGAUGCAGUGUCAAUCUUCCUCAGUGAAAUUCCACUUCUGUUCAGGAGAAAGAUUUACAAGUUGGAUGUUGCCUUGAUACAUGUCAGUCCACCAGAUCAGCACGGAUUCUGUUCUCUGGGUGUAAGUGUUGAUUGUACAAGAGCUGCUAUCCAAGCUGCUGAUUAUAUUAUAGCUCAAGUUAAUGAACAUAUGCCUAGAACACUGGGUGACGGGCUUAUACAUCAGUCUCACAUUGAUUGUAUGGUAGAACACAAUACACCCUUGCCGGAAAUAAUGCCAAUUAUCAGGACUCCGGAAAUUAACGAGAUUGCGCGACUGAUAUCUGAUAAUCUAGUGGAGGACGGGGCUACACUUCAGACAGGUAUUGGAAAUUUGCCAGAUGCUGUUCUGCAUAAAUUAUACAACCACAAAGAUCUGGGCUUCCACUCUGAAAUGAUGAGUGACACAGUGGUAAAUCUCGUAGAGAAGGGUGCACUCACAAACGCCAAAAAAAGCAUCCAGACUGGAAAAAUAGUGGCCAGUUUUGGCAUGGGAACCGGAAAGUUAUAUAAGUUCUUGGAUGAUAACUCAUUUGUUUCUAUGCAUGAAUGUGACUUUACCAACAAUAUUUCGCUGAUUUGCCAGAACCCACGUGUGACAAGCAUCAAUACCUGCCUUGAAGUUGAUCUUACAGGACAGGUGUGCUCCGAUUCCAUUGGAAGUUACAUGUACUCUGGUUUUGGUGGCCAGAUUGACUUUGUCAGAGGAGCAGCCUUGAGUUUGGAUGGAGAGGGUAAACCAAUUAUAGCCUGCACAUCCACAACAGAUGAGGGAAUAUCACGUGUUGUUCCUACUUUGAAAGAAGGUGCUGGUGUUGUCACGACCAGGGCGCAUGUCCAUUAUAUUGUCACCGAAUAUGGUAUUGCCUAUCUGUUUGGUAAAAACCUUAGACAACGAGCAUAUGAAAUGAUUAAAAUAGCGCACCCAUCGCAGAGAGAAUUGCUUGAAAAAGCGGCAUUUGAACGCUUCAAGUGUAUGCCAUCACCUUGAAUUUUGCGCUAAAUCUAAGUACAUUUCAACUUGAGUUCUUUUUAUUCUGUGAAAUAGACAGUAGACCUGGAUGUAAACGUUGAAUACUUUAUAGACUGUGACGCAAAAUCACAUAUUUGUUUUAGAACUUAGGCUUCAUAAACAUUAUACUAAGUUCCUUCUGCAUUCAAUUCAGGGAUGAUAUAUCGAUUUAGUAGUAAAUGUAGUGCUAGAUGAAUUUGUUUACGCUUAAAGCUGAUAGAAAAGGUUUGAUUCCUAUAUUUUUGCAAUGUUAUUGUUUGAUUCACAUAUUCUGCGAAAGUGUUUGUCUUGAAUUUCUUCCAGAUUUUGCAAGACCUAAAUUCAUGUAUAAGUAAUAAAUUAGUGACAGUCAAAAGAUUUUCCAAAAUGGUUGAUUAACUUCUUGAAUUUUUAAAUUGUUUUAAGUGAUCGAAUCACAAUGACAUUGUUUCCUAAAAUAAGUAUUUCCCCCACCCAAUGACUGUUUGUUACAAUUGACAAGGUUUUUUAUGGUUAGUUUAUAGCUGCUUUAAUUUAGAAAUCUAAUAUUGUCACCCUCCUUUUUAGUUCUUUAGAGUCAUAUAUAAUAUCAAUAUAAAUUAAAGGGACAUGACUCUAGAUGUACAACACACUAGGAGGGCUUGAUUGUUUAAGCCGAUUUUGCCCGGUACACCGAUUUAGCCAGAUUUAUGCCCAUUUCAGUUAGGCUUGUUGUGUGCGUAUCAAUUGGAUACACUCGCAGGACAUGUCAAAAGCUCAUUUCAAACAAUAUGGCACAUUUCUGUGUACCAGUAUUGUGAUCUGUAUAGCUCAGUGUUGAAUGAAUCCAGCCCACCUAGUCCUAUUGUCAUAAAUUUUAAAAUGAUAAUAUCUAUAAAAUAGAAUUGUUAAAAACUGAUAUUGCCCAGUAUGUGUUUUUUUAUAAGUAGGCUGAAUAUUCAAAUUCAGUUGUGAU
Molecule: messenger RNA, 2435 nt
Organism: Mercenaria mercenaria
Lineage: Eukaryota; Metazoa; Mollusca; Bivalvia; Venerida; Veneridae
Product: 4-hydroxybutyrate coenzyme A transferase-like
Exons: 9
Coding region: 68-1480 (470 amino acids)
Biological process (GO): acetate metabolic process
Cellular component (GO): mitochondrion
Molecular function (GO): acetate CoA-transferase activity
Source: RefSeq, a predicted model, not a curated record